AUGUCGCUCAAACGAAAGGCGCAAAACGCGACUAUUGACCUCAGAAACAUCGUCAAGCGUGAUUUCUCAUAUCUUGCUACCAAUCCCGAUAGCGCCAACCGUCCAUUAUGGAUUGACCCCGAGAAAGGAUACAUUAUUCUGGAACGCUUUCAUCCGUUGGCGGAUUUAGCAACUGACUUCCUUGUCACUAUUGCGGAACCUCAAUCAAGACCUGCUUUUCUCCACGAGUACAAGAUCACGCCGCAUAGUCUCUACGCUGCUGUCUCAGUUGGUCUGAAUGGUGAAGAUAUCAUCAGCACUCUUGACAAGUUUCUCAAGACAGAGCUUCCGCAGAGUAUCAAAGAGUUCAUCAGAUCGUGCACCAAGAGCUACGGAAAGGUGAAGCUUGUUUUGAAGAGCAACAAGUACUUCGUCGAGAGCAGUGAUGCAGAUGUACUUCAAACUUUACUGAAAGACAGCAUUAUCGGCCCUCUUCGAGUGUUGGGCUCUGAUGAGAUUACUACAACGAGCGCGCCAGCUUUGAGUGGCUUGGUCAUUCCAGGAACAAAGAACGCGGCCGGGGCUCAACAAGCGGAUCUCUUGCAAGCCGUGAACAAAGACGCUUCAGAGCCGGAUCACAUUGAGGCCGUUCUCAAUGAUGAAGAUAACGAUGACGAGCAAGAAGCAGUUCAUGCCUUUGAGAUUCCCGACAGCGCUGUUGAAAGCGUCCAAAAGCGCUGUCUGGACCUGUCCUACCCCAUCCUAGAAGAGUACGACUUUCGGUGUGACAGCAUCAAUCCCGACUUGGACAUUGACCUGCGCCCAAACACCCAAAUCCGACCCUAUCAAGAGAAGAGUCUCAGCAAAAUGUUCGGCAAUGGUCGCGCCAAAAGCGGCAUCAUAGUCCUCCCCUGUGGCGCGGGCAAAACCCUCGUCGGCAUCACAGCAGCAUGCACCAUCAGAAAAGGCGUCAUUGUUCUCUGUACAAGCUCUGUCUCCGCCGUUCAAUGGCGCAACGAGUUUCUCAAAUGGUCAAAUAUCAACCCAGAAGACAUCAAUACUUUUACGUCUGACAGUAAGGGGAAGUUCUCUGGGAGUACUGGCGUUAUUGUGACGACUUAUUCAAUGGUUACGAAUAGUCGCGAGCGCGCGCAUGACUCCAAGAAGAUGAUGGACUUCUUGGCAGGACGGGAAUGGGGAUUGAUGCUUCUCGAUGAGGUACAUGUCGUUCCGGCGAAUAUGUUUCGACGUGUUAUCUCGUCGAUUAAAACGCACUCUAAGCUUGGACUUACAGCUACGUUGCUGCGCGAGGAUGACAAGAUUGAUCAUCUCAACUUUCUCAUCGGGCCGAAGUUGUACGAGGCGAAUUGGAUGGAACUGUCGCAGCAGGGCCAUAUCGCCAAGGUGCAAUGCGCUGAGGUCUGGUGUUCUAUGCCGACUGUCUUUUACGAGCAAUACCUCCAGGUUUCGUCUCGUAUGAGACGGACGCUAGCCGCCAUUAAUCCGUCCAAAUUCCAGGCUUGUCAAUAUCUUAUCAACUAUCAUGAGGCGCGCGGCGAUAAGAUCAUUGUCUUCUCUGAUGAGCUCUACUCCUUAAAACUCUACGCAUAUAAGCUGAAGAGGUAUCUUAUUUACGGGGGAACAAGCCAAGAAGAGCGACUCAGGGUUCUUGAUCAUUUCCGCCACAACCCUGAAGUGAAUACCUUAUUCCUGUCCAAGAUCGGCGAUACAUCGCUUGAUCUCCCAGAGGCAACUUGUCUUAUCCAGAUAUCCUCACAAUUCGGCUCCCGCCGUCAAGAAGCACAGCGCCUCGGCCGCAUCCUGCGAGCAAAGCGUCGAAACGACGAGGGCUUCAACGCCUUCUUCUACUCCCUCGUCUCCAAGGAUACAUCCGAAAUGCACUUUGCGUCAAAACGGCAGGCAUUCCUCAUUGAUCAAGGUUACGCGUUCAAAGUCAUCACCAAGCUAGAUGGUAUCGAAAAAACACCCGAUCUCGCAUUUCCUACUCCCUCUGAACAAAGAGAAUUGUUGCAGGGCACGUUGGUUGAUAAUGAAACGGCGGUUGAUGAUGAAUUUGCUGCGGAUGAUCUCUGGGGUGGGGAGAAGACUGGUGGAAAAGGGAAGGGAAAGACUACGGUGAGGCGCGUCGCGGGUUAUCUUGAUCAACUUAGUGGUGUGCAGGAUAUGGCGUACGUUGAACGCAACUCAUCUGCCAACAAGGGUCUGAAGAGAAAAAAAGGUGAAAAGAGUGGGUUUUUCAAGAAGAUCGAUAGAGACAACAAGCGACGGAAGAACAAGUGA
Messenger RNA from Fusarium tjaetaba, 2280 nucleotides. RefSeq names its product DNA excision repair ERCC-3. Gene Ontology annotation, cellular component: transcription factor TFIIH holo complex; transcription preinitiation complex; nucleotide-excision repair factor 3 complex. Gene Ontology annotation, biological process: nucleotide-excision repair; transcription initiation at RNA polymerase II promoter. Gene Ontology annotation, molecular function: 3'-5' DNA helicase activity; hydrolase activity; ATP binding. NCBI's taxonomy places the organism in Eukaryota, Fungi, Ascomycota, Sordariomycetes, Hypocreales, Nectriaceae. The coding region runs from base 1 to 2280 and encodes 759 amino acids. The transcript has a single exon. The record is from RefSeq and is a predicted model, not a curated record.